CCUUGUGCGGUUGCUGGGCAUUCCGUUGCGAUCGUUCGAAUUGACAUUUACGUGAAUUUAUAUAUUUAAUAUAAAUUGUAUCACAUGAACAUUUAAAAUCGAGGCGUCACGUCUCUCGUUCUAAGUGAAUUACUUGACGCAGUUUGUUUUUCCAACCGACGCAUUGGCUUCGCAGUUAGCAAAUCGAGCGCAAUUAAGUUUCCACACACACGCCACACACCCACUUGUGUUGUAGUAUAGUGUGAUUAAAAAAUACUGUGGCUCUUGCAAUGGGCAAUUUGUGAUAGUGCGGCUCUUGAUUAUCUACAAAAUCUAAACGGAAAUAACAAAAAUUGCAUGUGGCCCAGGGUCUGUCAAUAACUACAACAUAAUUGUAUUAAUAUUAUUAUUAUAAUAUAAAACUGUGUAUGAAUUAAAAGCGUAGCAGUAAUAAAUUUCUGGUCAACAGCUGUGGCAAUAAAAUGCAUUGCACAUCGUAAAUUAGUUUCGCUUUUGGGCGGAACGAAUGUGGGCUAAGACCGAUAAUUCGGACAGUUUUAUAAAUUGACGACAGUUUAUCUAGCGGAAAUCCCAGAAAAAUAAUCAAAACAACAACAACAAUAACAAGAGCAGCAGCAUGGAAGCUGAUAUAAUAUAUAAUCAGCAUAUACAUGAGGAGCUGUUGCCUGGCGCCGAAGAGGAAGCCGAAUUUGAACGUCUGUAUGCGGCUCCCGCGGAAAUUGUGGCGCUGCUUUCCAUCUUCUAUGGCGGCAUUAGCAUAGUGGCCGUCAUUGGCAACACGCUGGUUAUUUGGGUGGUGGCCACCACACGACAAAUGCGCACCGUUACCAAUAUGUAUAUUGCAAAUCUGGCGUUUGCGGAUGUCAUUAUUGGACUAUUCAGCAUACCAUUUCAGUUUCAAGCCGCGCUGCUGCAACGCUGGAAUCUGCCGUAUUUUAUGUGCGGCUUCUGUCCGUUUGUGCAGGCGCUCAGCGUGAAUGUCUCCGUGUUUACGCUGACGGCAAUUGCUAUCGAUCGACAUCGGGCCAUAAUUAAUCCAUUGCGCGCACGUCCCACCAAGUUUAUAUCAAAGUUCAUAAUUGCGGGCAUUUGGCUGCUGGCGCUGGUCUUCGCAGCGCCAUUUCCCAUAGCGUUUCGUGUGGAGGAAAUAACCGACCGUUUUCGGGAGAAUGAUGUCUACUUUAAUUUGACGCGACCAUUUUGCAUGAACAAAAACCUCUCCGACGAGCAACUGAAGGCGUAUCGUUAUGCUCUGGUCUUUGUGCAAUAUCUGGUGCCAUUUUGUGUGAUUAGCUUUGUCUAUAUACAAAUGGCUGUCAGAUUAUGGGGCACACACGCUCCGGGCAAUGCACAGGACUCGCGUGACAUAACGCUGCUCAAGAACAAGAAAAAGGUCAUUAAGAUGUUAAUUAUCGUUGUGGUCAUCUUUGGAUUAUGCUGGCUGCCGCUGCAGCUCUAUAAUAUAUUGUAUGUAACAAUACCGGAAAUCAAUGACUAUCAUUUCAUUAGCAUUGUCUGGUUCUGCUGCGACUGGCUGGCCAUGAGCAAUAGCUGCUAUAAUCCCUUUAUUUAUGGCAUCUACAAUGAGAAGUUUAAGCGUGAGUUUAACAGACGCUUCGCCGCGUGCUUUUGCAAAUUCAAGACCAGUUUGGAGCCGCACGAACGGACCUUUUCCAUGCACACUCGCGCCAGCUCCAUACGGUCGACCUAUGCCAAUUCCUCGAUGCGUAUUCGCAACAAUUUCUUUGCGGUUCGGAAUGCAGGCAAUGGAAAGACGGGCCUGAAUAUUGGCCGGAGUGCUUAUCAAGCCAAUGGCAAUGGCACUGGCACUGGCAUUGCUAAUGUCAAUGAGACCAGCAGCUACAACAACAACGGACACCAAACCGUGGUAACAUUUGCCGGCAGUGGGUCAACGAUGCCGCCAUGGAGACGUAAUCAGUUUAAGCCACUGCAUCCGAAUGUGGCUGAGUGCGAGGAUGAUUUGGCGCUUAUGGAGCUGCCGUCGACCAACGAGGAAGCGCCGCCCAGCAUGGCGGAAGCGGGUGUGCCACUGGCGCUGUUCAAGGCCGAAUCUCGAGAAAGUUCCAGCUGCAUUUGUGAACAGGAAUUCGGCAGUCGAACGGAAUGCGAUGGCACAUGCAUUCUUAGCGAAGUAUCGCGAGUGCAGCAGCCCGCAACAAAGGGGCCAGAUGGCGUCGGAGGCAUUGGCUCCGGUUCGGAAAGCGAAAUUUUAUGGCAGCCACUUUAGAUAGCGCCAAUGAGGCAAUUGGCUUUGACGAUUUUCUCUGUGAUUUCGAAAUUAUGAAUUGUGAUUACAAAUACAAUGUUAGGUAUUCUGAA
Molecule: messenger RNA, 2340 nt
Organism: Drosophila virilis
Lineage: Eukaryota; Metazoa; Arthropoda; Insecta; Diptera; Drosophilidae
Gene: Lkr
Product: Leucokinin receptor
Biological process (GO): G protein-coupled receptor signaling pathway
Cellular component (GO): plasma membrane
Molecular function (GO): neuropeptide Y receptor activity
Source: RefSeq, a predicted model, not a curated record